CUGCCAUGCCGGAGGAUCAUCUCUAUGUAUAUCUUUUCGAUCUCCCUUGCCUCACCAGUCGCCACCCACCGUGGGUCACCAUAUAUAGUUAAGCCACAAACAAAGCAUAAUUGAAAACUCUCCCAAACACUGUUCAAUAUUAAUUCUUCUCUCCAAGAUACUGCUCUGGAUUUAACAUAGGUCCAACCUUUAUUAUCUUUAUAAAAUAUAUAUGUACAAGGUACUUCAACUUUAUUGUCUUUAUAAGAUAUAUAUAAAAAAAAACUACUUUACUCUGUCAGCCCCUUGCCACUUAGAUGCAAAUCCUACCAACAUCAAUCCAAAAUCAAACUGCACAUGAGAUGAGAAAAAUUGAAAGGUCACAGAACUUAUAUCUUCCGAAUUUGAAGAGGAGAGGGGAAAAACUCCGGCAGACAUACAAGAGAUGACGACGGAGGGCAAGCGGGAGGUUAGUACCGAAAUUACUGAAUCAAGUGAUGUAAGAAGAACGGGUCUCGCCUUUCUUGUGCACUUGCAUUCCUCUCUAUCUCCUUUCGAUCUUCUUCUCACCUCUGGUCUCGCCUCAUCCUUAACAGUCUUAUCAAUUCCGUCGAUCCUUUCUUUGUCUCGGUAAGAAACGCGCUUCGCGCCUAAACAACGGAGAAAGAAACUGCCGAUUUCCUUCCGACCACGCGUCCUCCUUCUGACCCUCAAAUCUUAAUGAUUGACUUAGGCCUUUCCCGCUACGUGGGUUGGUUCGAUUCGAGCUGCACAAUUGAUGCAGUUCGAUUUCGUGGGUCAAACCGAACCGAACCGAACCGUCUCUUCUGAUUUCAUGGUUGGCCUAAAACUCAAAGCCUUAAAUCUGUAAUAGGGACAGCGCGGGUCGCAAUUCUCAACGGAGACAAAGCACAGUGGCGAAGGGUUGAGCCGGUGGUCGAUUCUUUGUUCUUCACCAUGCGCAUAAUCGCAUCAAAGCUAACCGCUCAUCUGUGCAGGAGGGAACCUGUGCGAACCCUGCAAUUUCGCACUUUUUCAGCUUACGAUGAAAGAGAGAUUGAGAAGGAGGCUGAAAGAAAAGUAGGAUGGUUAUUAAAACUAAUCUUUGCCGGGACUGCGACAUUUCUGGGUUACCAGAUUUUUCCAUACAUGGGGGAUAACUUGUUGCAGCAAUCUGUGACGCUCUUGCGAGUAAAGGAUCCAUUGUUCAAGAGGAUGGGAGCGUCUAGAUUGGCUCGCUUUUCGAUUGAUGAUAAAAGAAGGAUGAAAAUAGUAGAGUUUGGUGGCGCUCAAGAGCUGUUAAACAUGCUCGAGGUUGCCAAAGAUGACCGGACACGUAAGGAAGCUUUGAAGGCUUUAUAUGCCAUCUCACAUUCAGAUGAAGCUGUUGGUUAUUUGCAUAAAGCAGGGGCAAUAUUGGUUAUUAAAUCUACUCCAGAUUCGGCUGAAGAUAUGAAAGUAAAUGAGUACAAGUCAAACCUGAUGAAGAGAUUUAGAGAUCUUAGAUAUGAUGUUUCAUCUUGACACGUAAGAGUUUUCUUUCUUUUAUUAUUAUUAUUAUUAUAUUUUCUGAGAGAGAGAGAGAGAGAGAGAGAGAACAAUGGCACUCACCGGUGAUGUGAGGAGGGACAGUACUGCCACCUUACAUUGUAAUAUGUGGCGGAGGCAGCUUGGGGCGUGAGAUAGAUUGAGGGACAUGGGGUCGAGUGAGGAACCACUAGAGACAUGCACAGGAGAGGAGGGACACGGGGAAGUUGAAAAAAGACUUUUCAAAAGAAAAAUAAAAUAGAUAUUUGACACUUCUAAUUUAAAUAUUGCUUUUGUUUGCA
Molecule: messenger RNA, 1808 nt
Organism: Cucumis melo (muskmelon)
Lineage: Eukaryota; Viridiplantae; Streptophyta; Magnoliopsida; Cucurbitales; Cucurbitaceae
Exons: 6
Coding region: 937-1503 (188 amino acids)
Source: RefSeq, a predicted model, not a curated record